GUCGCCGCAGCUUCCAAAUACACUAGAUUUCUUUACUACUUUAUUCCGGUGGUCACAUUGUUUGUUACCAAACAACUUGCUCGCCUUUCGCCAAUAAUACUACUUGACCAUUUCUCCUACGUAGUUCAUAUCUCUCGCUUUAUUCUGUGCGUGAGUAUUUAAAUUUUCUUAUUUUAUUUUAUAAAAAAAGUUCAUAUUCGAUUGACAAAAUUGACCUGUUUACGAACACGACUACUAAGAUCGUACUCGAUUUCGGGUUUUUGCAAGAAACCUUUGACGGCAAGAAACUAACUAACUUGAUGCGCAGUAAUAUAGUUUCAAGUUGCAACGGUAAACAGCAGAGAAAAGAAAAAAAAAUGUAGACACCCACGUUGAAUCCUGCUCAGCAUCAUCUCCAUCCAGUUGAGCAUCACUCAAGCACAGACACCAACAACUCCUUCUCAUUACUGCUUCUUGAUCGAUCCAUCUUGUUGCAUUAGUCUUCCACCAUCCCCUGAUAUCCAAAUCAUCAUCUAAUGAAAAAUAACUACACCUCUUCUUCUUCUUCUUGUGCCCUCUUCCUCACUCUUUUCUUGACCUUAAUGCACUCUGCUCAUGGCUUCGGAUCAAUGGGAUCCAUCGCAGCUGCGUUUGGUGAAGAUGGGUUCUUCUGCGCGAUAGAUGCGAGUGGGAAACAAGCUGUGAUCUGCUGGGGGAAUGAUACAAGUAGUAGCUCCUCAACUUCAAGCAGCUCCCCUGCUUAUUCUGAUGAUAUUCCUGCCUUGGCGGCUCUUUCGGGUGGUGAUGGUUUUUUAUGUGGAAUUUUAGCCAAUACUUCAGUACCAUACUGUUGGAGUUCGAUCACUAAUGAUCUUGUUCCUCAGGUCUUUAAGUCUACUGCUUAUUCCCACAUUGCAGCUGGGACUAAUCAUGUUUGUGCUAUAAGAGGGUCUUACUAUUCUGAUAAUAAUUUGGGGUCAGUUGAUUGCUGGGAUAUAGUUCGAAAAAGUGGCAGAAAUUUAAGUUCGGAACAGAGUACUCUGUUUUAUGAUCCAGGGAUAAGUAAUCUUGUUUUGAAAACAGUUGUUUCUGGUGAAGGUUUUAGCUGUGGUUUAUCGAGAGAGGAUCGCAUUCUGUGCUGGGGUCCUAACUCUACUAGCUUACAACUUUCCAGUGAUUUAGUAUCGGAGAAAUUUUUUACAUUAGCUUCAGGGAGAGAUUCUGUCUGUGGGCUAUCACAAGUCGAUGAUGAGGUGCAUUGUUGGGGUAAAAAUGAUUCUCUCAAGGCUCCUCCAAUUGGGAUUGGAUUUGUGUCUUUGGCUGCUGGUGCGCAACAUUUUUGUGGGAUUCGACAAGAUAAUCAUGGGAUUGAGUGUUGGGGGAGUUUUAAUUCGUCUUCUAUUCCAAAGGCCUCUGGUUUUUUGGCAAUAGCUUCUUCAGAUUAUAUUACCUGUGGUAUUAGGGAAGAUGAUUUGGUGCUGGAUUGUUGGUUUGCUUAUAUUGCAUCGACACCAAAUUAUGAUCCUCCGUUUCAGUUGUGUAGUCCUGGUCUGUGUAGUCCUGGAUCUUGCGGCCAAGGAAGAUUUGCUUUCAAUGCAAGCUCACUCCAUGAGACUGAUUUAACUAGCCUGUGUGUUCGGAAAGAGCUCAGUAUUUGUUCUCCUUGUGGGGUAAAUUGUGCCGAAGGUUUCUUCACUUCUAGUCCUUGUACUGAGAAUGCAGACAGAGUUUGCACAGCUUGCUCUCUCUGCCAAAACAGCUCUUGUUGGGAUAUCUGCAACCUUCAUCCCUUGACAGAUAUGAAGCGAAAGCAUCAGCAUCAGCUACGUAGAUUAAUCCUCGUGGUGGCUGCUUCUGCCUCUGCUUUGGUCUUGAUACUAAUCUGCUGGUGCCUUUUACCCAGCCUUAUUGCUAAUAACAACAAAAGGAGCAAAACCAAACAGUUUGCUUUGUGUCUUGGCAAAGAGCUGGAAACUGAAGCCCUUAACGAUUCACACCCCCCUGUCGUUGUGACCCCGUGUCCUGGAGUAGCUCAAAUCUUCCGACUCACAGAAUUAAAGGAUGCCACCAAUGGGUUCAAGGAAUUCAAUGAGCUUGGCAGGGGAAGCUACGGCUUUGUUUACAAAGCUCUGCUUCCGGAUGGGAGGCAAGUUGCAGUCAAAAGAGCGAAUGCUGCUACAAUAAUUCACACAAACAAUAGGGACUUUGAAAUGGAGCUCGAGAUCCUUUGCAGUAUCAGACACACCAAUGUGGUGAAUCUGCUCGGCUAUUGUGCAGAAAUGGGAGAAAGACUCCUUGUUUACGAGUACAUGCCACACGGAACACUUCAUGACCAUCUCCAUAGCGGACUUUCACCUCCAAACUGGACCCUCCGUUUAAAUAUUGCCCUGCAGGCUGCAAAAGGACUCGAGUACCUCCACAAGGAAGUUUCACCUCCAAUAGUCCAUCGCGAUGUCAAGAGCUCAAACAUUCUCUUGGAUGCAGACUGGGGAGCCCGAAUAGCAGAUUUCGGGCUCUUAACCUUAAAUGAGACUGAUGUUGUCGAAGAUAUCAAAUCUGACGUCUACAACUUUGGAAUCGUCCUGCUUGAAAUUUUGAGUGGCAGAAAAGCUUAUGACAGAGAUUGUGCCACUCCUAGUAUAGUGGACUGGGCACUGCCAAUUAUUCGACAAGGCAAGGCAGCUGCCACAAUCGACAGAUAUAUUCCUCUUCCUAGAAACGUCGAACCUCUAUUAAAACUCGCGGAAGCAGCUGAGCUAGCUUUAAGGGAAGAUCCCAGUGAGCGUCCUACAAUGACAGAUUUAGUAGUAUUAUUAGAACGCCUUGUGAAAGACAUGGUGAUGUUGUAGCUUCCACAUUGCAAGGCUAAUAUUUAUUUUAAUUAAUUUUUUUUAAAGCUGUGAACACUGAGGAGCAGCGUUUGGGCACUGCUGUUCUCCUCAACUGUAUAUUUCUUGUAACAUAUUCUUCUCAACAACAGAUUCAAACUGUAAUCUUGUUUUUGUGGGAAUCUCUGUUGCAGAUCAUUGUCCACGGGGAACAGAUUAGUUUCUUCCAUUUUAUUUCACAGUUUGUUAGUAACUAGUUUAUCCGCGCAUACAUAAAUUAUCUAUGGUUUUUCA
This is a messenger RNA of Daucus carota subsp. sativus, 3101 nucleotides long. RefSeq names its product serine/threonine-protein kinase-like protein CCR1. The coding region runs from base 516 to 2828 and encodes 770 amino acids. NCBI's taxonomy places the organism in Eukaryota, Viridiplantae, Streptophyta, Magnoliopsida, Apiales, Apiaceae. Gene Ontology annotation, biological process: protein phosphorylation. Gene Ontology annotation, molecular function: protein binding; ATP binding; protein serine/threonine kinase activity. The record is from RefSeq and is a predicted model, not a curated record. The transcript has a single exon.